Ipomoea nil (Japanese morning glory) is the source of this 666-nucleotide messenger RNA. RefSeq lists its product as uncharacterized. The record is from RefSeq and is a predicted model, not a curated record. The coding region runs from base 131 to 601 and encodes 156 amino acids. The transcript has a single exon. Lineage: Eukaryota; Viridiplantae; Streptophyta; Magnoliopsida; Solanales; Convolvulaceae.
UAUAUAUAUACCAUUGUCUUCCCCAACCAUUCAACUCCUUCAAAGCUUCAAAAGAGAAAACCACAAGCAAAGAUCAGAGAGAGAGAGAGAGAGAGAGAGUGAUACAUACAUAUAUACAUAUAUAUAAGAAAUGGGCAACAGUCUAAGGUGCUGUUUGGCUUGUAUUCUUCCUUGUGGAGCUCUAGACUUGAUCCGAAUAGUACACCUGAACGGGCACGUAGAAGAGAUAACGCACCCAAUCACCGCCGGCGAGGUUCUCAAGAACAACCCUAAUCACGUUCUCAGUAAGCCCAGCUCCCAGGGCAUGGUUCGCCGGAUUCUCAUCCUCUCGCCGGAGUCCGAGCUCAAGAGAGGCAGCAUAUACUUCUUGAUUCCGGCGCCCUCCGUCCCGGAGAAGAAGCGGAGGAAGAAGAUCAGCUCUGAUACUAACAAGAACGCGUCCACCAAAACCGCGAAAUCUCGCGCAACUUCGACGGCGGCCGUCGUCGGCGAUCGUUCUGUUACGGCGGCGGAAAAGAAGUCGUCGUCUUCCCGCCGGGAUCGCCGGAGCUGUAAGGCCGCGGAAUGGAGGCCACACUUAGAAAGUAUUUUCGAAGAUUAAUGAAAAAAAGGAAAAUAUUAUAUAUUUUUUGUUUUUUAAUAAAUAUUUUUAUUUUUACCUUUUUA